Molecule: messenger RNA, 977 nt
Organism: Sapajus apella (tufted capuchin)
Lineage: Eukaryota; Metazoa; Chordata; Mammalia; Primates; Cebidae
Gene: PTPRCAP
Product: protein tyrosine phosphatase receptor type C associated protein
Exons: 2
Coding region: 115-750 (211 amino acids)
Cellular component (GO): plasma membrane
Source: RefSeq, a predicted model, not a curated record
GGGCCCCCAGGGACUGGGAGUGGAACGGAAACCCUGCAGCUGGGGCAGCCCCAUGGUGGGAGGGAGGAAGAGGGGCCUCACGGACCCCUGGCUGGGGACCUGGCCAAGCAGAGGAUGAGCAGUUGCCUCCAGGCUCUGCCCUGGGCCCUAGGGCUCGGGAUGCUGCUGGCCCUACCAGGGGCCUUGGGCUCUGGUGGCGCUGAGGAGGACGGCGUGGGCUCCAGCUCUGUCACCGUUGUUCUGCUGCUGUUGCUGCUCCUGCUACUGGCCACUGGCCUGGCACUGGCCUGGCGCCGCCUCAGCCGUGACUCAGGGGGCUACUACCACCCAGCCCGCCUGGGUGCUGCGCUGUGGGGCCGCACGCAGCGCCUGCUCUGGGCCAGCCCCCCAGGCCGCUGGCUGCAGGCCCGAGCUGAGCUGGGGUCCCCAGACAAUGACCUUGAGUGUCAGGAGGAUGAGCAGGAUGCAGACUAUGACAACGUCACGGAUGGUGGCCUGCAGGCUGACCCCGGGGAAGGCAAGCAGCGGUGUGGAGAGGCGCCCAGCCCGGAGCAGGUCCCUGUGCAUGCUGAGGAAGCCAGAGACAGUGACGCAGAGGGGGACCUGGUCCUCAGCCCCCCAGGGCCGGCGAGCGCAGGGGGCAGUGCUGAGGCCCUGCUGAGUGACCUGCAUGCCUUUGCUGGCAGCGCAGCCUGGGACGACAGUGCUAGGGCAGCUGGGGCCCAGGGCCUCCAUGUCACCGCACUGUAGAGGCCGGUCUUGGUGUCCUGUCCCUGUCACGGCUGCUCAACCCCUGUGCCCCUGCUUCCCAAGAUGCCAUGGCUGGACUGGACCCCCAGCCCACAUGGCUAUGCCUCAGACUGCCACCCCAAUCAUUUUCCAAGUCCAGGUGUCCCCCCACUCACCACGGGAAGGCCUCUACCCCCAAUCCCAGAGGCAUCAGGCAACCAUUUGAAAUAAAACCCCUCUAGCCUGUG